UUUUAAAUAGAUGUCAAUCAAUAUGAAAAAUUAUGAUAUCCAAGACUACACUGCUAUAGCUGCUAUGGACUAUAGAGACCUUAUUGAUGAUGGACAUAAGGGCAAAUAAGGUAUUUCCCGGACAGAACAACAAAAGGUCAGAUGUAAUUAUUGAAGACCUUAAUCCAGAUGGACCACAGCCAGGCUAUACCGGAUCGAGGAAAAGAGCCUCUGACAGUACUGAUUUCAUCAACAAACAGAAGAUAGAAAUUGAUAGGAUUAGUCAAGCUCCUAUUGCUGGCAAGAUCUAUAGAGGAGAUCCAGAUGAAAAGAACUGGGCAAGAUAUGAUGAUAAUGAAGAUCCAAUUAAAAAUCAAAAAGCACUUCAAGGGAAGACUAGAAGUUUAGUCAAUGAGGAUAUCCUUGGAGCAAAGCCUAAACAUUAUGGUGGCGUCAGCUCCUCUAAGAUAGCAGAUGAGUACGCAGGAAUGAGUUAUGGGCUACAGGAAAGAUUGAAGAACCAUGAGGCUCCGUUUGGAUCAGGAGGAAAUUUAGAUACUACUAGUUAUGGGGCUAAAUGGCUUAAUAAAACUGAAAAAGGAAUUCAUAAUAGAUCUCCAUUUGAUAAUUCAAAAGCAUCAAGAAGGAAAAUGGAUGCUCUAGAUCAAGAAAGAGCUAGGCUUGACUCUAGAAAUGCAAAUCUAGCUGGAAAUGAUAUGGGAGGUAUACUCCAACAACCAAAUGAAUUUAAUUCAGAUUCAAUCCAUCCAACUGGGCCUUCCCUUCCUGAGCCUCAUCCAUCAACACAGAACCAUCCUACUGGCCUAAACUCUUACCAGCCUCCAGCUCAUAACACAUAUAAUGACCAAACGCAGGUAGAAAACCCGAGAAAAUCUCACUCAAGGUCAGGAAGCAAUUCGUACCCUCAGCAUUUCACACCUGAUGCUAUUCAAACAGAUUCUCAACCUAAAGGAAUGUCCUAUAUAGAACAAAAGAAAGAAGAACUAAGAUUAUGGAAGCUUCAGCAAGAAAAGGAGAGACCUUACCAGCCUCAUCAUGUUGCUCCUCAGCCAGAACCAAAUAUCUCAGCAGAUCAGGAAAAAGAAGAAAGAAAAAGACAUAUGGAAAAGGAAUUAGAAGAGCAAAUGGCUAAAAUGAAUAUGAAUCCUCCUCAACCUCAAAAUCUUCCUCAAGAAAGCUACCCUCCACAGCCAACUUAUGAAGCUCCGAAGGAGGCUUACGAAGGUACAGAGGUAGCCAAUAAGGCAAGGAAUAGUAUCAGUUAUAAAGCUCCUUCAAAAGAGGCGCCUGCUUACAAGCCAUCAUCCCAAGAUCGUAUGUCGAGACCUCGCCGCUCUCAGCCUCCAUCCUACCAACCACCUGUGCCUCAUAGACAGAUGGAUAUGGCUGCUGGUGAUUCUACUAGGAAGAAAAAUGAUGAUAACAGUUUCUCCCUAAGCGGAGGCUAUGGAACUAGAGACCUGAACAGAUCAGCUCUGAGCCCCUCUGUACCUAACCACUUUGAGACUAGCGCAAUGCUUUAUGGGAAUUAUGGAAAAGAAAACCUCUCCAAGGCUCUAAAAAACGAUAAAGCUCAUGGACUCCAAGCCAUCAAUAAGGAUAAAGGCUUCAACGUGAUCACAGGAGAAUUCGUUGGAUAAUUCUAAAGUUUUUGUACCAGGAUUU
Molecule: messenger RNA, 1665 nt
Organism: Moneuplotes crassus
Lineage: Eukaryota; Ciliophora; Spirotrichea; Euplotida; Euplotidae
Source: the annotation of a GenBank genome assembly